Aspergillus homomorphus CBS 101889 is the source of this 1989-nucleotide messenger RNA. RefSeq names its product aminoglycoside phosphotransferase family protein. The record is from RefSeq and is a predicted model, not a curated record. Gene Ontology annotation, cellular component: mitochondrion. The transcript has 3 exons. NCBI's taxonomy places the organism in Eukaryota, Fungi, Ascomycota, Eurotiomycetes, Eurotiales, Aspergillaceae. The coding region runs from base 95 to 1807 and encodes 570 amino acids.
CCUCAUUUCGCUUCACGGAAGGCUUCAUUCGGAUUUCUCUCGUUCUAUCCCUUCGGCCAUAGUCAGAGAAUGAUUCGUCACGUCCACGGUCGUCAUGAAGCACCUUCUGGUCCAGGUUAGACGCCCGGUGACUACUGCAGCGUGCACGCGAUUUAGGGCGCUAUCGGCCUGCAACCCGACUAAAAGUCCUGCAUCCACCCCAAGACGAUGGCAACACGACGCUUCCUCUGAGUCUUCUUCUGAUCUAUUCAACUACACAUCCGGUCGAUGGAUCCAUGACGAACCGCACCACCAAUCCAAGCGUCGUCGCCCCUUCAACGUCCCCGAGCUUAAGCGCCUAGCUGCCUCCGCGCUCUCCGUCCCCGCAACCGAAGUCUCAGACCUGCGCAAACUGGGCGAGGGCGGCUUCAACCGCACUUUCCUACUCACCCUGCGCGACGGCCUCACCCAACUCGUGGCCCGCAUCCCCUACCCAGCCACCGAGCCCAAGUACCUCUCCGUCGCGAGCGAAGUAGCCACCCUCGAGUACCUCCGGCGACGAGGAUUCCCUGUGCCGCGCGUGCUGGGGUAUGACGCAACGUCAGACAAUGCUGCGGGUACGGAGUACAUCUUCAUGGAGGUGGCACCGGGGCGAUGUCUGCGGGAGUGCUGGGCGGAGCUGACGACCGCGGAGAUGGCACGCGUGGUGGAGCGGAUCGUGGCGCUGGAGGCGAGACUGAUGGCGCUUGAAUUUCCGGUCGCCGGGAGUCUGUUUCUCGAGCAGGAUUUACGGUGCAUGGAGACGGUGCGGAUUACGGACCCCUGUACAGAAGAUGAGGGUGUGCCGGAGGAGGAGAAGGGGGGUCAGUUCUGCGUGGGACCGGAUGUGAGCCGGGGGCUGUGGUUGGGCAAACGGCGGAUACUUCCGGUGCAUCGUGGGCCAUACACGAGUCCCGUCGACGUAAUGACUGCCGGCGCAAGGAAGGAGAUCGUCUACCUGGAGGAAUACGGCCAGCCCGUGCGCACCUCGAAGCCUCUCCCUCACCACCCCUACAAGCAGUCGCCGAGGGAGUACAUCGACAGCCUGACCAACUACCUCCGGGUCGCGCCGUCCCUCGUCCCCAACGACCCAGCCCUUACACGCAACACAAUCCGCCACCCCGACCUACAGCCCAGCAACAUCUUCGUUUCCGACGACCUGGAGAUCACAGGCCUAAUUGACUGGCAAUACACGACCAUCCGCCCGCUGUUCCUGCAAUGCGGGGUACCAGCCAAUUUCCAGAGCGCCGACGGGGAGAUCCCCAGCCUCCUGCACGAACCCACCCUGCCGGCCGGCUUCGAACGGCUCAGCGAAGCGGACCAGAUGCGCGAGCGGGAGCUCUUCCGCAGUCGCCAGCUGCAUUACUUCUACCUCACGGCGACGGCCCAUCUCAACCCGCUGCAUCAGGCGGCCUUGACAUGCGACCUGGGGGUGUUGCGGCGAAGCCUGUGCCACCAGGCCGCUGCGCCCUGGGAUGGCGAUAAUGUGACGCUCAAGGCUGAUCUGAUCCAGUUGGGUAUGAACUGGGACCGGAUCGCAAGGCCGGAGGAGGCGGAUUCGACCUGUCCGAUUGAGUACGGUCAGGAGGAGGUGUCGGAGUGUUUGCAGCUGAAUAAUGUGCAGGUGGAGAUGGAGGAGCAGGAGCGGCUAUCGAGGGAGGCGCUGGGCGUGGGGUCGGAGGGCUGGGUGUCGCCUGAGCGAUAUGAGGAUGUCAAAGCGUGCGAAGAUUUGUUGAAGGCUGUGGGGUUCAAUGUUGGCGAUUCCAGAAAUGAAAGGGUUAUGGCAUGAGGAGGUAUGUGCAGACUUGGCCUCGUGGUACGUGCUCGGAGAGACUGCCGCCUGGCAACAAUGAAUCGCAAGUGGCUAUUGAUGGAGUAGGUAGCUUGAGCUUAUGUAUCGACGUUAGAAAAACAGACCAAUUGCUAGGUUGUAUAAGAAUCUCAACACAGUCUAGAUGAGAUUGAUACAAG